Tremella mesenterica DSM 1558 is the source of this 1470-nucleotide messenger RNA. RefSeq lists its product as uncharacterized. The record is from RefSeq and is a predicted model, not a curated record. Bases 1 to 1470 code for a protein of 489 amino acids. Lineage: Eukaryota; Fungi; Basidiomycota; Tremellomycetes; Tremellales; Tremellaceae. The transcript has 12 exons. Gene Ontology annotation, biological process: DNA-templated transcription; regulation of DNA-templated transcription. Gene Ontology annotation, molecular function: zinc ion binding; DNA-binding transcription factor activity, RNA polymerase II-specific; DNA binding.
AUGAAAGCAAGAAGAGAGAGCUUGGGUGAUCAUGUCACUCCGAUUGCGAAAAAAGUCAAAAAAGAAGAAAAGAAGAAGAAUGGAGAGAAAGACGGAAAGAAGAGCUGCUCUGAAUGUAGACGAUUGAAGGCGAAGUGUGAUAGGGUGUUUCCUUGCUCCAACUGUCGGCGAAGGGGAUGCGCACUGGUAUGUCCAGAUGGAGACUUGAGCUGCAUGCAGGGGAAGCGCCUUGUCCUGGCCUCAACGGAGCAGCUACAUGAGCGUAUUGCUCAACUGGAAGCCGCACUUUUCCAGGCUCACUCGGCCUUGUCAACAAAGUCACACCCCCUUCUCGCUCCUCAAUACCUGGACGGAGGUUUUGCAGACCCGAAUCUGUCUCCUCCCCGUGAAGAGGUUGUCUACACACCUCCCGCUCACGUACAUACGACUGAAACUCACCCCAUAUCGCCUAAGGGAGCCGCCUCGACAACCUCUGCAUCCAGCUAUGCCCUCGUAACACCCGAGCUGACCGCCAAUUCGGUCACUCAACUUGGGUUGCUAGGCGAGAAAGAACACGGCCCGACGCAAAGUCGGAUGGCUGUAGAGUCACUGUUACUGAGUCACGCCACUGCAGCGCCAGAGGGAAAGAGAGAAGACGAGUGGGCAGGAGAGAAUGCCGCUCCGGCCAUGAUUGUCGGCAACGUGGGAAGUGGACAAGAUAUCGAGGAGAUUUCCGAACGACAUACCGUCCUUGAACUGCUCACUGACAUCCGCCGGAUUCUUCCAUCGAGAGAAGAGACGGCUCGUCGUGCCGCACAUUUUUGGCAGUCGUCCGGGUGGUUCCAAAACAUACUCAAGCAGGAAGAAUUCGAUGCGAUCUAUGAGCCUGCCGUUUAUGCUCCAACUCAAAUCAACAAGAUUACCCCGCACAAAUUGGCGUGCGUGCUGAUGGUGUUGUGUCUGGACACGUACUUUGACAUCUCUACUGAAACGGUGAAUCCGGCCGUUGCAGAAUACUGGCAGGGGGUUCAAAAGUGUUUCGACACUAGAUUUGGCUGGUCAGCAAGUCUGCCCGGUGUUCAAGCUCUUGCCCUAGUCGUAUUCUUCGUUGGCUUCGGAUGGCGCGGAGUUCGGACAUCCAAUUUCUUCUGGUUGCGUCUCAUGACCUCUCAAGCUCUUCAGCUGGGAUUACACCGAGACCCACAUCCGUCGCUCCCGGCGGAAGAAAGAGAAUUCCGUCGACGGGUUUUCCAUGAGAUGUACACCAUCGAUUGUCUUGUUUCCAUCAAUCACGGACAGAGAACUGCUAUAACCCUCGAAACUAUCGAGACGCAAUUCCCGGAGAAAGUGUCGAUGCAAGCGAGGGUCAAGUAUGACUACAUGCGACAUGUAAAGAACGCAGUGAUUAAUAUCGGUUGUCUACCAGAUUCAGCACCUGCAAGCUGGGAAGAAAUCUGUACUGUUCAAGAGAGGAUGUCAACGGCGUCGUGA